CCGCUCGACCGACCCCCACCCCCACCCCCCCCGGCUUGGCCCGGGGGCCCGGGCGCGAUCCGUCCCCCUCCCCACAUCGCCACCGAGGCCUCCGAAAAGCUGUUCCGCGGACAGAAGCGGAGAGAAACCCAGGAAGAGAAGGAAAAAGCCUUAUUUAUUAUCAUUUGCCCCGCGGUUGGCAUGGCAACCCAGGCCUACGUUACUGAGCUACAGACAGCCCCGCCAGCAUCGCAGCCUCCACCUGCCCCGCCCCAGGCCCAGCCCCAGCCGCCACCCCCGGCGGCACCCCAGCCCCCCCAGCCGCCUGCAGCCACCACUGCCACCCCCCAGCCCCAGUAUGUCACCGAGCUACAGAGCCCCCAGCCCCAGGUGCAGCCCCCGGGUGCCCCGAAGCCCUACGUGACCGAGCUCCCGCCUGCGCCCGCACCCCCACAGCCGGCUGGCGCCCCCACCCCAGCCCCUGCGUCCCAGCAGUACAUCGUGGUCACCGUGUCCGAAGGUGCCUUGCGGGCUAGCGAGGCCGCGUCGGAGGCCAGCCCGGGCACCACGGCCAGCCAGACCGGCGUCCCCACCCAGGUUGUGCAGCAAGUGCCCGGCACUCAGCAGCGGCUCCUGGUGCAGAGCGUGCAGGCCAAGCCAGGCCACGUGUCCCCGCUGCAGCUCACCAACAUCCAGGUGUCACCACAGGCCCUCCCCACACAGCGCCUGGUGGUGCAGAGCACGGCACCCGGCGGCAAGGCCAGCCAGGUCUCCCUGACGGUGCAUGGGACCCAGCAGGUGCACUCACCCCCAGAGCGGUCGCCGGUGCAGGCCAACAGCUCAGCCAGCAAGACGGCCGGGCCGGCGGCAGGCCCAGUGCCGCAGCCGCUGCAGGUCCACGGUGUGCAGCAGAGCCUGCCUGCGUCCCAAGAGAGGUCCGUGGUCCAGGCCACCCCACAAGCACCCAAAGCUGGCCCCGUGCAGCAGCUGACCGUGCAGGGGCUCCAGCCGGUUCAUGUGGCCCAAGAGAGCUCAGGCAGGCAGUGCCCCACUAGGAAGGCAGAUCAGCCAGCGCCCUACGGCGAGCCCUGCGCCGGGGCCCCGGCGGAGCUGGUGGGCACGCUGCCUCCGAACCUGCUCCAGCCACCGCAGCAGAGGGUGGUACUCGAGCCGCUGCCUGGGCUUCCGGCCCCGGCCGGUCCCGGCCAAAGGGUCAGGAUCCAGAGAGUCCCCCAGGUGCUAGUGCUCGCCACAGCUGCCACGGCCCUCAAAGUACAGCAGCUGCAGCAGGUGCCUGUGCCGCACGUGUACUCCAGCCAGGUGCAGUAUGUGGAGGGUGGCGACGCCAGCUACACGGCCAGUGCCAUCCGCUCCAGCUCCUACCCGUACUCCGAGACCCCACUGUACACGCAGACUGCGGGCACCGCUUACUAUGAGGCCGCAGGCACGGCCGCCCAGGUCAGCACACCCACCGCCUCCCAGCCGGUGGCCAGCAGCGGCUCUGUUCCCAUGUAUGCGUCUGGCAGCCCAGUGGUCGCCAGCUCCACCAGCAGCACAGGCGGGGCCAGCAGCGCGGGUGGAGGCAGCGGUGGCGCUGGGGGAGCCACGGGCAACGGAGGCAGCGGCGGCAGUGGCGGCGGGAACGGUGGAGGCAGCAGCGGUGGAACUGGCACCUAUGUGAUCCAGGGCGGUUACAUGCUGGGCAGCACCAGCCAGUCUUACUCCCAUACCACCCGUGCCUCGCCAGCCACCGUCCAGUGGCUCCUGGACAACUACGAGACGGCCGAGGGCGUGAGCCUGCCCCGCAGCACCCUCUACUGCCACUACCUGCUGCACUGCCAGGAGCAGAAGCUGGAGCCCGUGAACGCCGCCUCCUUCGGGAAGCUCAUCCGCUCAGUCUUCAUGGGGCUGCGCACACGCCGCCUGGGCACCAGGGGCAACUCCAAGUACCACUACUAUGGCCUGCGGAUCAAGGCCAGCUCACCCCUGCUGCGCCUCAUGGAGGACCAGCAGCACAUGGCCAUGCGUGGCCAGCCCUUCUCCCAGAAGCAGAGGCUCAAGCCCAUCCAGAAGAUGGAGGGCAUGACCAACGGCGUGGCCGUGGGGCAGCAGCAGCCAGCGGGGCUGUCGGACAUCAGUGCACAGGUGCAGCAGUACCAGCAGUUCCUGGAUGCCUCCCGGAGCCUCCCUGACUUUGUGGAGCUGGACCUGCAGGGCAAAGUGCUGCCCGAGGGUGUCAGUCCCGGGGACAUCAAGGCUUUCCAGGUCCUGUACCGGGAACACUGUGAGGCCAUUGUGGACGUCAUGGUGAACCUGCAGUUCACACUGGUGGAGACGCUGUGGAAGACCUUCUGGAGGUCCAGCCUCAGCCAGCCCAGUGAGGCUCCGUCUCUGGCCGUGCAUGACGAGGCUGAGAAGAGGCUGCCCAAGGCCAGCCUGGUGCUCCUGUCCAAGUUCGAGCCUGUGCUACAGUGGACCAAGCACUGUGACAACGUGCUAUACCAGGGCCUGGUGGAGAUGCUCAUCCCCGACGUGCUGCGGCCCAUCCCCAGUGCCUUGACCCAAGCAAUCCGGAACUUCGCUAAGAGCCUGGAGAGCUGGCUCACCCAUGCCAUGAUGAACAUCCCAGAGGAGAUGCUGCGGGUGAAGGUGGCAGCGGCCGGCGCCUUCGCACAGACCCUGCGGCGCUACACUUCCCUCAACCACCUGGCGCAGGCGGCGCGCGCCGUGCUGCAGAACACCGCGCAGAUCAACCAGAUGCUCAGCGACCUCAACCGCGUGGACUUCGCCAACGUGCAGGAGCAGGCCUCGUGGGUGUGCCGCUGCGAGGACCGCGUGGUGCAGCGAUUGGAGCAGGACUUCAAGGUGACGCUGCAGCAGCAGAACUCGCUGGAGCAGUGGGCGGCCUGGCUGGACGGCGUGGUCAGCCAGGUGCUGAAGCCCUACCAGGGCAGCUCCGGCUUCCCCAAGGCUGCCAAGCUCUUCCUCCUCAAGUGGUCCUUCUACAGCUCCAUGGUGAUCCGUGACCUGACCCUGCGCAGUGCCGCCAGCUUUGGCUCCUUCCACCUCAUCCGGCUGCUGUACGACGAGUACAUGUACUACCUGAUCGAGCACCGUGUGGCGCAGGCCAAGGGCGAGACCCCUAUCGCAGUCAUGGGCGAGUUCGCCAACCUGGCCACCGCGCUGAAUCCCCUGGACACCGACAAGGACGAGGAAGAGGAGGAGGAGGAGGAGAGCGAGGACGAGCUGCCGCAGGACAUCUCGCUGGCGGCCGGCGGCGAGUCGCCUUCACUAGGCCCCGAAGCGCUGGAGCCACCGGCCAAGCUGGCGCGCACCGAUGCCCGCGGCCUCUUUGUGCAGGCGCUGCCGUCCAGCUGAGCUGCCUGCGGGCGCCCGCGGCCCCGCAGACCGACCCGAUCCACGUGCCUUAAGGAACCCCGCUGUCCUAGCAGUCCGCGGGCCCGGCCCAGGUCCGGCACUCCAGCCGCCCCACGCCCGGGUAGCAGGCGGGCCCUCCCCGUGGAACAUUAACUUAUUCUGCUCGCGGGCUUUGCACAGCUGCCCGGGUGCCCGAGCCCGGCGGGCAGCGCGGGGGCGUAACCCGGGACCGCUCCCCAGCCCCACUGCUUCUCCCCCUCGGUAUAAGUGCAAUUAAAGCCGUGGGCGCGGCGUCUUCGCUAGAACUGGGCCCCCACUCCCUCCUCGCCCCACAACCUGAGAGAGGGCCCCGCAACCUGAGAGAGGGCGGCCAGCCUCGGCCUCCCCGUCCAAAGAAGCGAGGCCUUGGGGCUGAAGUGCCCGGAUGGCCUAGAGGGGCCCGUGACGCCUGGCCGCGCCCCGCGUUCUGCGCCCCCCUGCGUCCGUGGACCCCUGACUAUUGUGCGAUUUGUGAGCCGCCUGAGCGGAGUCGGUAACUCGUUGGGUUUUUUCCAACCAUCAUGGCCUUAUCUGUUCCAGUUUUCUCAAGUGUUUUCAGCCUGUGAGAUAGGUGUUUAUGGCAGAAAAAAAGGAAAAACAAAAAAAUCUAGCCUAUUGUAUAAAAUCACUAUUUCUUGUGCUCCGGUUCCAGCUUCCGGGGAGGCCCUGCCCAAUCCCCCUGCCCAGGCCUCCCCUCCCAGCGGUGGAAGUGUCCCACGUGUGGUAGUUUAGUGUGCUGCGCUGUUUUCUACCUUUUUGUAGUCUUUCUUAAAACAAUAAAUUCCGCUGUGAUAA
Messenger RNA from Cavia porcellus (domestic guinea pig), 4191 nucleotides. It is a transcript of the gene Rfx1, whose product is annotated as regulatory factor X1. Gene Ontology annotation, biological process: regulation of transcription by RNA polymerase II. Gene Ontology annotation, molecular function: RNA polymerase II cis-regulatory region sequence-specific DNA binding; DNA-binding transcription factor activity, RNA polymerase II-specific. NCBI's taxonomy places the organism in Eukaryota, Metazoa, Chordata, Mammalia, Rodentia, Caviidae. The transcript is spliced from 22 exons. Gene Ontology annotation, cellular component: nucleus. The coding region runs from base 181 to 3357 and encodes 1058 amino acids. The record is from RefSeq and is a predicted model, not a curated record.